Molecule: messenger RNA, 2303 nt
Organism: Drosophila subobscura
Lineage: Eukaryota; Metazoa; Arthropoda; Insecta; Diptera; Drosophilidae
Exons: 5
Coding region: 167-2053 (628 amino acids)
Source: RefSeq, a predicted model, not a curated record
GCCCCUGACCUGACAAAAUUCUCAGUGCUUUCAUCCAUUCGUUUUCGAUUUCAGUUACAGUAACGUGCUUAGAUUUUGCUCUGCACUUGUUGGCCAAAUUCCCAUGUGACAAAUUUCACCGAUCAAUGAUAAAUUUACUGUUAGCGCGUGCAUUUGCCACUAUCAAAUGGCAGUUUCACCUGAUCACGGGUCAGCAGGAGGAGCGGCAGCAGGAGGUGUCGGCAGCCUGCCACCGGAGGUUAAGCCAUGGCAACGCAUUGACUGGCCAUCCUGCGUGCAGUCGUCACUUUUCAUGGACUGGGGAUCGUACUACGCUCGCCGCUUGCGCAACAAAACGGCUCUCGAAAGCUUCGGCCACGCUCUGGCCGUCUGCAAGGAGGAUCCACAGAAGCAGCAACAGUCCUGCAAGUAUCCCAGCCCCGAGAUGCGCGGAGCCAUAAGGAACUGCCAGAACGAGCAGGGAUUCUGCAGCAGCGACUACAAGACGCUCUACCUGCGCAGUCGGUGCCAGCGAUCGAUUGCCCAGUCGGAGGCCGCCCUGAUGGACGCCACUCGGGCCAAGAAAAUGAUGUGGCUGACCCAGAAGCAGAAGGACGGCCAUGUGGUGGGCACCGCGGACAUUCUCUUGGAGAAGUGCGACGCCCUAUUCGACUGCAACGAAUUCGAAAGAGCCCUCCGGUCGUUGCACACUGAAUCACGCUUCUUCAAUCCCGUCAGCCGGAUGCAGCGACGCUUUGACGUGCGCAAGAGGCGGAUCAUGGGCGUGUUUGAGGACACGGUGGGCGCCACUCUCGGCCCAUUCCUGCAGCAGAAUAGAAGCGCCAUCGAUGAGGUUCUACGCCGUCGUAAGGAAUUGGCCGCCUUUGUGCCCCGUCCGCUGUGGAAGACGCUGCUGGAGCAGCAAAAAUGUGACGUCCAGAGCGUGCUCGACAAGAAGAUAGAAACGCUGACCUCUCUGGAGCGGGCUCGGCGGAAUGCCAGCAAGAACUUCUACAACCACCAGUAUCUGGGCAAAAGUGCCGUGGACGUGGCCCUGCUGCAGCAAUUGCGCAGCAAUGAGAUCUUUCUGAACCCAUUGUCGCACGGCACCACGCCCUAUCUGCGGCAGCUCAGUGGCGAGCAGUAUGGGAUCGUCAGGAAGUUUAUGAAAACAAUGCACGCCCGCAAUCCGAUGUACAACAGCAAAAAGAAGAAAUGCCGAAAGACGCUUAGUGGCGAGAAGAGCCGCGAGAGGUACCUAUUCCAUUUGGAGUACCAGACCAGGCGCGACUGCAUGCGAAUGCUGCGAGAGGUGCACCAGCUGCGUGCUGAAGGCAACGUCGAGGGGCUGACGGGCUACAUCGAGCACAUAAUGUCCACCAUAAUUGACCUGAAGACACAUCGCACGCUGCCCUGGAAGUGGGAGUUCGUCAACGAUGUGUACAAUAGCCUGGCCCUGGCCCAUGCGGAUCAGUGUGCGGUGCCAGCGAACGUUGACUUUUUGGAUCCGGAGAACCGCCUGGUGCUGUACCUGCUGCAGCCGGAGCGCACCAAGGACAUGAACAUCAGCUUUGGCGGACCCAAUCUCUAUCUGGAAAUAAAAAGGGAGGAGGAGCGCAAACUUCGUUCAAACCAGAAGAUGGAACAUCUGGAGGAAAGGCUACGCAACUCCCGCUAUCCCAUCGAGCGUGCCUAUCUGCGUUUCGAGCUGGCCCGCGUACACUUUAAGGAGUUCCGCUUCGACAAGAGCCUGGUCAUGGCCCGCAGUGCCUUCAAUGAGGCACGCAGCUGCAACAGCCUGAUCUGGCGCUACAACAGCAUCUUUCUGGUCUGUCAGGUGCACGCGGUCCUCAGUCGCUUCGAGCGCCUUAAGGAGUCCCUGGGGAAGGCCAGUCAGCUGGCCAAGGAGCUCAGGUCGCGCAAGCUGAUGGCCUAUCUGGCCAUCUGCAACACAGUCAAUGACAACGACCUGAACCUGCGCCGGCUGCGCAACUCGGAGCUGUCCCUGCGAAAACCCCGCAAGCGGCGCAUCAGUGGCAUGCCAUCGUUCAACUCCCUAUCCAUCCUUAGCUGAAUUAGCUCCAGCGAUUGCACUUGGCUUUCAUUUAACCUGUUUUUACGGUGCGAGUGAGAGUCAAGCCAACUGCUUGAGCUUCUACUGCUUCGGAUUGUGACAUCUUGCGGGUGUACCACUGCUUGCCCUGCUCUGAACCCACUUGACCCAAGCCUAUACCGACACAUACAUAUUUAGGAUUUCAAUUUUGCUUUAUUCGCUUGAGUUUGGCUUUGAGUGUUGGUUUCAAUAAAUAUUAAAUAAGUAUUAA